AAAAGGAAACACAUAAUAAGAAAUAGUCAUAUUGAUAAAAAGAAGGGCAUGCAAAAUGGGUUUGUUGCUCUUGUUUCACGUAGUUCUUGUUGCUAUGGUUGCAAGUGUUCCAUGCACACAUGCAUGGGGAAAGGAUGGCCACUACAUGGUGUGUAAGGUUGCAGAGCAAUACUUGACAAGGAAAGCUUCAAGGGCUGUGAUGGAUCUUCUUCCAGAGGAAGCAGAAGGGGAGUUUGCCUCCGUUUGCUCGUGGGCCGACCAGGUCCGGUUUCGAUACCGGUGGGCCAGCCCACUUCACUACAUCAAUACCCCAGCUGGAGUCUGCAACUUUGAUUAUGAAAGGGAUUGCCACAAUUCCAAGGGUCAGCAACAUAUGUGUGUGGUUGGAGCAAUUAAUAAUUUCACCAUGCAGCUCCAAACUUACUACGAAGAUCCAUCGAGCGAAUAUAAUUUGCCAGAGAGUUUGAAGUUUCUUGCUCACUUCAUGGGAGACGUGCACCAGCCCAUGCACGUAGGGUUUGAUAAUGAUGAAGGUGGUAAUACCAUUGCAGUACACUGGUACAGAAGAAAGAGCAAUCUACAUCAUGUGUGGGAUGUAAAUAUUUUGGAAACCGCCAAGCGUAAAUUCUACGACAACGAUCUAACUUCGAUGAUCGACGCCAUUCGAACGAAUAUCACCGAUGAAUGGUCUGAUGAAGUAGAUGAAUGGAAGACUUGUCCUGAAAAAUCGAUGGCAUGCGCUGACGGGUAUGCUUCAGAGAGCAUACAACUAGCUUGCGAUUAUGCAUACAAGGACGUUGAUCAAGGUUCUACUUUAGAAGAUGAUUAUUUUCUCUCUCGCCUGCCGGUCAUCGAAAAGAGGAUUGCGCAAGCUGGCGUCAGACUGGCAACUUUACUGAAUCGAAUUUUCAGUAGAAAAGUAGCACAAUACAAGUGAAUAUAUCCCUAGUCGUGAAUCACAAACAAAUUAAGUUCAAUUCAUGUAAAUAGUAUACAAAAAGGAAGUGGCAAUGCUUGUUGUACAAAUAUUCAUUGUUUAGCAUACACAUAUCUUUCAAAUUGUAAGUAAUUAACUGUUUGUUAGCAAAGUCUUUUUUAGUCUUUAA
Ananas comosus (pineapple) is the source of this 1106-nucleotide messenger RNA. Its product is annotated as endonuclease 2-like. The record is from RefSeq and is a predicted model, not a curated record. Gene Ontology annotation, molecular function: endonuclease activity; nucleic acid binding. Bases 56 to 937 code for a protein of 293 amino acids. The transcript has 8 exons. Lineage: Eukaryota; Viridiplantae; Streptophyta; Magnoliopsida; Poales; Bromeliaceae. Gene Ontology annotation, biological process: DNA catabolic process.